CGUAGCUCUCUGAACCCAACCUCCUGCUCCUCCUAUUCCCCUUAAUUCGUUUGCCAUACAACCAUCAAUCCUUACUGCCAUCAUUCCCCCUGCUAAGCCAGCCUCCCCCGCCAUCCAGUUUUUCUAUAGACCCUGGAUAGUCUAUCUUCCCACCUUGCGGCAGGAUUCCUUCCUUCUUUCCUUCAGCAAUCUUCCAAACCAUCGACCGACUGUGGUUCUUUCAAAGGUUUCCUGAGCUAUUGGUCCUUGACCCGGUAGCCCAAGGACACCUCGUAGGUGCGUUCAGCGUACUUACCAUUUAGGUAGUAGAUUUGUUGUUCAUUUCCUGUCUUCCUGUGUGGAGUGUGUACGGCAGCUCAUAGUUUACCCACGCACCACGGGUCCGGAACAACUGCUCAGGAGAUAGGUCCUGGCGGUUGUUGAAAUUGGGAGAAUAAACGCCUAGACUUGCACCCUAUAAUUUUUAUAGCCAGUGGGAAGUUCUCACAGGCUCAACAGAGACGACGUCGUGCACGUCGAAGUCUACCGCCUAAUUUCAUCAUGGCUACUCGUCACCUCCCAAUCAGAGACCUCCACCGUACUAAUGCUAUCAUGUUACCCGACAAUCCUAUACCGCUCCCCCCUCCCGAUGAUACAUCCGCAACCGCCACAACUGCUUCUAUCACUCCCACCUCCAUUUCCCCUUCUGUAGACUCACCUUCCCCUACCGUCCAGGUCACCCCGAAGAGACCGAUAGCAAGCAUUCCCCCCGCAAGCCUUGCACCAGCUGUCUCAUUCACUCGGCCCCCGGCGACGGAUCCACCUAUCUCAUCCCCUUUAGCGCCCCAUCAAGGAAAUUCUUGGGAUCUUGAAACAUCUUAUCCUGGUAACGGUGCGAGAUUCACAAGCAUCCCCAUCACUCCCCCUCGUGGCUCAGCUCAAAGCAAUACUCGACGUCUCCCACCUGGCAGCGUGGGCCAGACCCCCCUCGCUCCUGGCAGAGAGUCUUCACCGAGUCGUCUCUCAACAAUAUCAGCUCUUGCUGGAUCACAAUUGUCGCGGGUAGCUUCGGUGAGGCAUACUCGGUCUCAUUCAACUCCAAUGGGAUUCACCGGGGAUAAUCGAGGAAAGCAUAAACGCCAGCAACAACAACAACAACGGAACACCGCUGGAUUAUUCUCCUCCAUAUUCACGCCGUCGGCUAAACAAAGUCCUCCGGAGAGACAGGAUCCUCCACCUUCGUCGUUACGGGCUGUUGCGUCAUCUGCCUCUGCUUUAGCUUCAGCAAUGGGAACCCCAAAGUCUGGUAACAAGGGGUUCUUCAACUUUGCGUUUGGAAGCUCGAAUCAGCCAAAUUUAUCGCCGUCGUCUCGCUCGUCCACUCGGGCGCUUUCGCCAGAUCGUGAUACAUGUCUGGUCGAUGAGUUUGCUGGUAUUUCCUUCCGUGCAUUGCUACAGCCGUAUACUCUUGAGCCUCUGGGGACACCCGAGACUCCUGAGGAAGCGCUGAAGCGAACCCCCGAGGGGCGUUUGGGAGAGCUUUGCGAAACUGCUGGGGAUUUGCUGGAGCGGGUUUAUAAAGCGUACAAGGCCCGGACGGAUGCGCUUUCGGAUGUGAUGGACCAGCAGGCGGAGGAUCAGGAUUUGUUAGAGGAGUCGAAGACGAAGACGGCAGGAUACAAGCUGCAGUUGGAACGACUCACUACGGAGGAGAGAUUAGCAAGGGAGGAGCAACAGUUACGGCUCGCAGCAUACGAAAAGCGGAUAAGAGAUCUAGAAGAUGAACUAUGCCGCGAAAAGGCCAAGGUGCAGGACCUUGAACAACGGGCUGCGGUGGCCAACCGAAAGAAGCGCACAAGUGCAGCCAGCGACUCUGGCUUUGAAAGCGACGCAGAUAGCCUAUUCUCCAUUCGCGAGAGGGACCGCAUGGCCAGUCCCGUAGACUCAUUCCUGGACACUGGCAUCGAUGAAACCUCCUCCACAACCUCCACCUCAACAGUCACAACUUCCACUGCCUCUGCUGCACCAUUAAAAUGCGACUCUUGCGCCAAACUCCUCCACCCCAUCUCCUCCGCGUCUUCCACUGCAAGCAUGAGAAACCCUACACCGCUUAGCCAAGCUUGGGCCCCCUCGAACAAUAGCAAUAACAAUAACCCAACAUCAAAAUGGGGCUUCGCCGCUGCCCUCAGAGGGAAUAGGCAGACGGGUGUCUGGGGAGGAAGUGACGCGGAAAUUGUCCGUCAGGAGAAUCGUAUGCUUAGGGCUCGCGUGGGUGAACUUGAAGUUGUAGUGGACGACGUGUUGGAAGUUGUUGCUGGUCGUGGUGUUUUUUAAAUUCCUUUCUUUUCCAGUCUUUCAUCGAAAAGUAGUAAUGACACUACUUUUUUUACCUCAAUUUGUUGGAUUUUUCUUUCUUUUUUCCCCCUACAUUGGUGGUUACGGAGUUGGGGUCUUUUCUUUCACUUUUUUCUUUCUUCCUUUGGGUGAAUUUGCUUUCUUCCGCCCUUUCACCUCCUAGGAACACUGGGGUGGAUGGAUUCUUGUGCAUAACUUUGUCUUUCCCGGCUGUGACCUUUUUCCUUCCCUUGUCUGUUGCUGGGUAUUUGGAUUUUCCGUCAUGUGAUGGAUUAUCUCAAUUAUUUUGAUCAGAAGUGCUUAA
This is a messenger RNA of Tuber melanosporum (Perigord truffle), 2638 nucleotides long. RefSeq lists its product as uncharacterized. The record is from RefSeq and is a predicted model, not a curated record. Lineage: Eukaryota; Fungi; Ascomycota; Pezizomycetes; Pezizales; Tuberaceae. The transcript is spliced from 2 exons. The coding region runs from base 541 to 2313 and encodes 590 amino acids.